Pseudogymnoascus verrucosus is the source of this 1485-nucleotide messenger RNA. RefSeq lists its product as uncharacterized. Gene Ontology annotation, molecular function: transmembrane transporter activity. Gene Ontology annotation, cellular component: membrane. Gene Ontology annotation, biological process: transmembrane transport. The record is from RefSeq and is a predicted model, not a curated record. The transcript is spliced from 4 exons. Bases 1 to 1485 code for a protein of 494 amino acids. Lineage: Eukaryota; Fungi; Ascomycota; Leotiomycetes; Thelebolales; Thelebolaceae.
AUGGCAACCUCGACUUCCCCACGACUAAGCCUAUCCGAUGUUGAAAAACUGCCAGCAUCAGUAGCACACCAUGAGACCUACGCCGAUCUCCCUCCUAUGGACCCAGUCGCCCUGAGGAAACUCACGCGCAAAUGCGACUUACACGUCGUCCCACCGCUCUUCGUCCUCUUCCUCCUCGCCUUCCUCGACCGAACAAACAUUGGGAAUGCGAAAAUCCAAGGCCUGGAAGCUGGUCUCGGCCUCUCGGGUCCUCAAUAUAACAUCGCGUUGUUCAUCUUCUUCGUGCCAUACAUCCUGUUCGAGGUGCCGAGUAAUAUCUUGCUGAAGAAGAUUGCACCGAGCACAUGGCUCUCGUCGAUUAUGUUUUUAUGGGGGAUUGCGACGAUGGGACAGGGGCUUAUUAAGGACUUUGGUGGGAUAGUUGGGAUGAGGUUCGUGUUGGGGGUUUUCGAGGCUGGCUUGUUUCCAGGGUGCAUCUACCUAAUCUCGAUGUAUUACGAACGUUACGAGCUACAAUGGCGACUUAGUCUAUUUUUCUCCGCUAGCAUCAUCGCCGGUGCCUUCGGUGGGCUUCUGGCAUAUGGCUUGGUCAAGAUGGACGGACUCGGCGGAUACGAGGGGUUCAGAUGGAUUUUCAUAAUCGAGGGUCUAGCCACGGCAGUCAUUGGCGCUCUCUCGAAGUUCUGGAUUGUGGAUUGGCCAGAGACUGCCAAGUUCCUCACCGAUGAGGAGAGAGCCAUGCUCAUCCGCAAGCUUGCGGUUGAUGUUGGUGAUGCUCGCAUGGACAGGUUGGAUAGCAAGAGUAUCAAGAGGACGUUGUUGGACUGGAAGAUCUGGUGUGGGACCUUGAUGUACAUGGGCGCCCUCGUAACAGGCUACGCAACCUCCUUCUUCAUCCCAACAAUCAUCAAGCAAAUGCACUACACCGCUGCUCAAUCCCAGCUGCGCGCAAUCCCCAUUUUCGUCGUCGCAGCAGCAGCCUGUCUCAUGGUCGCCGUCGCCGCCGACCGACUUAAGCAUCGCUACAGCUUCAUCAUCGCCGGCUGCCUCAUCGGCAUAGUUGGCUACGCCAUCCUCCUCAACCUCGACAAUGUGAACGUCGCCACCCGCUACAUGGCAGCCUUCUUCAUCACUACAGGCGGAUUCAUGGCACAGCCCGUUACCCUGGCCUGGCUGGCCAACCAGAUGGGUGGGCACUACAAGCGCUCGAUCGGGUCAGCGGUGCAGAUUGGAUUUGGGAAUCUGGGUGGGAUUGUGGCGUCGAAUAUCUUUUUGAAGAAGGAGGAGCCGCAUUAUCCUGUUGGGUUUGGGACGGCGUUGGGGUUCUUGGGGUUGACGAUUAUUACUUCGACGGUUUUUUACAUUGGGUUGAAGUUGGAGAAUAGGAAGAGGGAGGCGGGCGGGAGGGAUUAUAGGUAUCAGGAGGAGGCGAGUGAGUUGACGAAUAUGGGAGAUGACCACCCAAGCUUUAGGUUUACUUAUUAG